AAGGCCCAAGGUCGCAGAAGUGCUGGGGGUAGGAGCAGCACUGGGUAUGGCCCAGUGGCUCCUGCCCUCACAAUGAAUGGCAGAUCUUCCAUGAGCAAGGAGGCAGCCAUGACUGCAUGGAGUUUCGUCGAAACAUUCCAGAAGCACCCAUUCGACGGGGAUGAGGACGCUUCCUCACCGGUUAAAACAGUGACCUUCAAGCAACUCCUGCAGACCUUGAGGACAUUUGAUCCUGACAUCACCCACCAGCAGAUCGAAUGGGUGCUUGGGAAGGAAGAUUCGACAGGAAGCACCGCGGUCACCUUUGACGAAGUGUGGGCAAACCUCGAGGAUGGAGACCUCGAGAGACUUGACAUUGAUCCGUUGGAGCAGUCCUUUGCACGCUUGGCUGAUGAAAGGCAAGAGUACUUGGACCUGAAGAAGAUCGGGACAGCCUUGCACACUUCCGGCAUCCACGGUGUGACAGAUGAUAUCAUGGGAAAGUGUACUAGGAGGAUACGAGAACUCGCUCAUGAAAAUGUCAGGGAUGCCCGGGGCAAAAAGAAAGACGACAUUGACUUCCGUGACUACAGGAGAUUAUUCGCAAUGACAGAAGGCGUUCAGGAAACCCGUCUCUGAGGUCUCUGAUUGUGACCGCCACAAGUGGGUCCAAAGUGUUUCACGGCCCUGCAGGUCUCACAGCCCUUCAAAAUAGGCAGAGCGAGUGCUUCGUCAAGCCUAAAAGAUGCAAAAACUCU
Messenger RNA from Cladocopium goreaui, 737 nucleotides. The record is from the annotation of a GenBank genome assembly. NCBI's taxonomy places the organism in Eukaryota, Dinophyceae, Suessiales, Symbiodiniaceae.